AUGGACCUGAAGUGGAAUCCUGGCAGAGUUUCUCAUCCGGCCUCAGCUGCAGUCCGGGUGACUGAUUUGAGUUGGCGAGGCAACCUAAAUCCCAGUCCGCUGAUUAAAGAUGACGGAGAGCUACUUAUGGAUGAAUACCUUUCCCCCAGGAAACUGAAAGUUUUGACAGGGGUGGAUGAUCUGCAGCGAGUGAAGGCCCUAGAGAUGCGAGUAGAUACAAGAGAGAACAGCUUGGGAAACUUUGGUGCCUAUCUACCUAAUCUGAGAGAGCUGAAGUUGAACAAUAGCUUGCUUGUGUCUGUGAGGGAUCUUGGAACCACCUUGUCCCAUCUCCAUGUCCUGUGGAUGGCUCACUGUGGCCUCUCAGAUUUAGAUGGGAUCUCUUCCUGCAGCUCUCUAAAAGAACUUUACAUAGCCUACAACAAUAUCUCUGACCUGAGCCAGCUGACCUGGUUGGAUCACCUUGAGGUUUUGGACCUGGAAGGGAACAAUAUUGAGGACAUUGACCAGAUGCAGUACCUGAGACUUUGUUGCAAGCUGAGCCACCUGACAGUGGAGGGAAACCUUAUUUGUCUGAAGCCAAAUGCAGAAUCUGCAGAGGAACCAGAUUAUAAUUACAGAGCUGAAGUAAAAAAACUUAUUCCCCACUUGGAGUAUUUGGAUGAAAUACCAGCAAGCCAGACUACUCUCCUUCCUUCCAAGAAGAUGCAUGAGGAUUGGCUAAUCAUCAAGGAAUCCAUCAAGGAAGGUGGUUUAGCUGGCGGCAUUUCAUUGUUAGGUAUGUCAGUAGCCAGGCAGGCUGGAUGCAGCCCAAGACCCCCAACAACUUCCGGACCUGGAACUGUGCAGUGGUCUGCUGAUGCAGGGAGAUCUAGCAGUGCCCACCUGUUGUACGGUGGCUGUCCUCUUCCAGAUCCCACUGUUUCUAAUGAGCUGUUUCCAGAAGAUGACUCCAGUGAUUUGACACAUGGACUCAGUCAAGUUAUAUGUGGGAACCCCACCAAAGCCCUUCGUGCAAGGAGGCAAAAGCUAGGUCCACCUGCAGUGAGCCCUUUGAAACUCUGCAGUAUGAGGACGGAAAACCGUUAUGGCUCUGGAGGAGGAGGAGAUCUGCACCAGGAAGUUGUGUUCUUUGAACUGAAAGUACGGAGAGAGCAGCACAAGCGGUGCCUGCAAACAGAUCAGCAAGAAAAAGCCGCCCAAGCACUAAAGGUAACUCUUAGUGAUGAGGAAGAGGGUAAAGACUGCAGCCUGACUGACAGCUGUGAAGAUGAGUUGAGGGAGACUUGUGAUGAGGACCUCAUUGAAAGGAUUUCUCUUGAUUCUUCUUGCCGCUCCUGUCUUUCCCAGUCUUCCUCAGGUUUGUCACAAGCUCAGGAGGGUGCGGUGUUCUCCAGCCCAAGCCAUUAUCUAAUUCCAUACCCUCCGAAAAGCCCUUCACCUGUGUCUGUAACGGGUGUUGCAGCAAGACCCUGGAAAACGAGGAACCACAGGGUAAGAUGCCUAAACAUACCCAGCCAAGAGAAGGACAGGCAGUGGACAGAGCGAUGCCAGUCAAGGGCUCAUCAAGAAACUUCAGCCCAGCCUUUGGGCAAGGAACUUGCUCUCCUGAGCCAGCACAGCGUGCCGGCUGCCUCUGGAUCCCGAGGGCAGUGCCAGCCUGCUGGGACCACCAGCCGGCAAAGGCCUAUUUCAGGACCAGCAGCUGUUGGAUCAACAAGCAUCAGGCCCAUCAGGGAUGAGAGCCCUUCUGGAGAGAUCAACCACCACCAGCCAGCUGUCUGCUCAUCCACAAAAGCCUUGGAGAGGUUUGGGCUGAUGAACACUGCUUGGCCCCUGACUGCCAGGGCCAUGCUGCAGUCAUUGCCAGACAGACCCACUGCCUCAACAAUAUCUCAGAACAAAAGUCCCCGGUCCUAG
Pygoscelis adeliae (Adelie penguin) is the source of this 1920-nucleotide messenger RNA. RefSeq names its product leucine rich repeat containing 56 (gene LRRC56). The transcript has 12 exons. The coding region runs from base 1 to 1920 and encodes 639 amino acids. The record is from RefSeq and is a predicted model, not a curated record. Gene Ontology annotation, molecular function: protein binding. NCBI's taxonomy places the organism in Eukaryota, Metazoa, Chordata, Aves, Sphenisciformes, Spheniscidae.